Arxiozyma heterogenica is the source of this 2061-nucleotide messenger RNA. RefSeq names its product E3 ubiquitin-protein ligase HEL2 (gene HEL2). Gene Ontology annotation, molecular function: ubiquitin protein ligase activity; ribosome binding. The coding region runs from base 1 to 2061 and encodes 686 amino acids. The transcript has a single exon. Lineage: Eukaryota; Fungi; Ascomycota; Saccharomycetes; Saccharomycetales; Saccharomycetaceae. Gene Ontology annotation, biological process: rescue of stalled cytosolic ribosome; protein ubiquitination. The record is from RefSeq and is a predicted model, not a curated record.
AUGACUGAAGAAACUGAAGUGAAUAUCAAAAAACAAGAUAUUAAAAAAAGAAAUUUUCGUAGAACUCAGGGUCCACAGACCAAUCCUAUCAAGACUGAUAAAUCAGCAAGUAAGAAGAAGAAUGUUCAUGGGAAUCAUCAAAAUAAGCCAAUUUCUAGAACUCAGGAUGACAAAAAUGCCAAUAAUGGUGAUGAUGACGAUGACGAUGACGAUGAUCACGUAUGUGUUAUUUGUACCGAGAAAUUAUAUUAUGUAGCAUUAACACCAUGUAGCCAUAAAACUUGUCAUAAAUGUUCUUUUAGACAAUUGGCUCUUUUCAAUAAGAGAGCAUGUUUAAUUUGUAGAACAGAGACCGACAGAAUGAUAUUUUCUGAAAACGUCCAUUCCAAAUUUAAUGAUCUAUCCAAAGACACUACUAUUAAAUUUAUUGAAAAUAAACAAUAUGGAAUAGAUUUCACUUCAACUGAUGUUGAAAAAGCAACUUUAUUAUUAUUAAAGUACAUAUGUCCAUUAUGUGAGAAUAACGAUAGUGGUAAUGAUGAUAAUAAUAAUAAAACAGAUUAUAAAUCAUAUAAUAAAUAUAGAGACCAUUUGAAGUCAAGCCAUAAUAAAACAAUAUGUAUGAUUUGCGCAACACAUAAUUAUCAGUUUCCAAAUGAAUUGAAGAUUUUCACACCAAACCAGCUGAAAAACCAUAUGUCAAGAGGCGAUUCAAAUGACGGGUUUAAAGGGCAUCCAAUGUGUGCAUUUUGUUCAGGUCAAAGAUUCUAUUCUGAUGAUGAACUAUAUUUACAUAUGAGAGAAAAACAUGAGAAAUGCCAUAUCUGUGACAAAAUAGAUCCUAAAUCUCCACAAUAUUUCAAAGAUUACAAUCAGCUAUUUAGUCACUUUCAGACAUCACAUUAUAUUUGCACUGUUCCAGCAUGUUUAGAUGCUAAAUUUGUUGUAUUUGGUGAUGAGUUGGAAUUACAAGCUCAUAUCUUAAAAGAACAUGGUGAUAUCAUUAGAGGGAAACCUAAAUUCUUUCAAUCAGAAUUAUCUACGUUUAUGUCAGGUCCUUCAAGAGUUGUUAGAGAGAAUAACGUUAGCAAUAAUUUUAGGAAUGAUUCCUUAUUACAAAAUGAUUCUUCAAAUAAUGAAACACCGGAGUUGAAAAAAAUUAGGUUGGAGGAAAGAGCUAAGCACUAUUUGAAUCAAUCCUUGGAUCAAUUCUCUACAUUCCAAUCAUUUACUCAAGAUUAUGACAAGGGUAGAAUCAGUGUCACAGAUUUAUUAAAUGCUUACAAGACUAUAUUUACAUCCCCUGAAGCAAAUAUAUAUUUGCUAAUUCAUAACCUUUCGGAGAUUUAUCCAAAGGGGUCUAAAAAAUUUAAAGAAUUAGAUACUAUCUACACAAAUCACGAGCAAAUGAAGCAAAGAAGUCAAGAGUUGCCAUCUUUAACCAGUGAUCCAUUUAUUGCUACAGCAAGAGGUUCAUGGGGUAAUAUUAAUGUUGGUUCACAUUCUUCAAGCUCAAGUAGAAAUGCUAGUAGAACAGAUCUAAAGAAUUUACCAACUUUGAAAGCUCCAUCUCCUAACCAUGAUCCAUUCAGAUCCCCAUAUCAAACAAAAACAUUAAAAGUAUCAAGUAAACCUGUUGUAAAACCAUUAGCUAGAACCACAAUUCAAAACUCGAAUAUAAUUUCAUCUAAUAAAAAUGUAGGUGUUAAUAUUGCAACAAAUAACACCGUUAUGUUUUCAACAGCAUAUUUACAAUCUAAAAAGUCUGAGUCUCCAGCUCCACUAUUGCAAAAAUCAAUAACUAAUAGUGGUACUAAUAACAAUUCUAAAAAUAAAUUAGCAGAUUUAGAUUUACCCUCAUUACCAACUCCUAAAAGGAAAACAUAUCCACCUGUCAACAAGGUUGUUUUACCAGAUCCUAAAAAUUGGGGUAAAGAUAGUGAAACUUCAAAGGAGAAUCAAUUAGAAGAUGGCUUUUCUUUAUUAAAUAUCCAAAGUGAUGGGAAGGAUAAGAAAGGGAAGGGGAAACAAAAGCAAUUAUUGUUCCACAUUGGUGUUUAA